Colletotrichum orchidophilum is the source of this 1314-nucleotide messenger RNA. RefSeq lists its product as uncharacterized. The transcript is spliced from 5 exons. The record is from RefSeq and is a predicted model, not a curated record. Gene Ontology annotation, molecular function: oxidoreductase activity, acting on the CH-CH group of donors; flavin adenine dinucleotide binding. Lineage: Eukaryota; Fungi; Ascomycota; Sordariomycetes; Glomerellales; Glomerellaceae. Bases 1 to 1314 code for a protein of 437 amino acids.
AUGUCUCAGGUUCCAUUCGCAGAUCCACCAUGGCUGAGAGGCUUGCCCUCACCUUACUUCAACGAUUCACACCGCAGAUUCCAAGUUGCCUGCCGAGAGUUCCUCGACGAAAACUUGCAUAAGAAUGCCCUGGAAUGGGAAACAGCGGAAGAUGUGCCAUCUGAUUUGUUCAGCAAGUUCGCCCAGGGCAAUUUCCUAAUCCCGGCAUUGCCGGCGCCCUUACCCGUGGAAUGGCUGCACAAGUUGGGAGUCACGCAUAUGCCCGGGCAAGUACCGGUGGAGGAGUGGGAUACUUUGCAUACCAUGAUUUACUCAGAUGAGAUGAGUCGCUCCGGACUAGCUGGACCUCCGGGUUCGUUGACUACUGGCAUGGCAUUCGGGGUGCCUCCUUUGCUGCACUAUGCAAACGCCGACGUGCAGAAUAGAUUCCUACCUGACCUUCUGCUUGGGCGAAAAAGAACCUGUAUCGCGAUUACUGAGCCCGAUGCAGGAUCAGACGUCGCCAAUAUCACCACAACAGCUGAGCUCAAAGGCAAUGAGUACAUCAUCAAUGGCGCCAAAAAAUGGAUAACCAACGGGUUCGUCGCCCAGUACGCCACGCUAGCCGCUCGCACCGGUGGUGAAGGCUCAGGAGGGAAGGGCAUCUCGCUGCUAGUUGUUCCACUUGAGAAUCAGCCCGGAGUGAGCAGGAGACGUCUGAAGGUCGCCGGCCAAAUUGCGGCCGGCACCUCUUACCUCGAGUUUGACGAUGUUCGGGUGCCGCGAGAGAACCUGAUUGGUCGGGAAAACGAAGGCAUGAAGUACAUCAUGCACAACUUCAACCAUGAGCGGAUGUCCAUCUCGGUUGGUGUUACGAGGCAAGCUCGAGUGGCUUUGAGUUCCGCUUUUGCGUAUUGUCUGCAGCGCAAGGCAUUUGAUAAGACUCUCAUCGAGCAGCCGGUGGUUCGUCAUCGGCUGGCCAAAUGCGGAGCCCUACUUGAGUCACAGUAUGCCUGGGUCGAAUCCUUUGCGUUCCAGCUAUCCAAAAUGCCAAAGAAGACUGCAGAUGAAGAGCUUGGUGGGUUGACGGCCUUGUGCAAAGCCAAUGCUGGCAUUGUUCUCGACGAGUGUGCAAGAUGUGCCGUGCUGCUGUUCGGCGGUAACGGUUAUACGCGUACAGGCAAGGGGGAGAUUGCAGAAAAAAUCUACCGCGAGGUUCCCGGCGCGAGAAUACCUGGCGGAAGCGAGGAUGUCUUGCUGGACUUGGCUAUUCGACAGUUGACGAAGCGAUUCCGAGCAGAGACCGAGAAGGAAAAGUUAAAGCCCAAAAUGUAG